Rotaria socialis is the source of this 1017-nucleotide messenger RNA. The record is from the annotation of a GenBank genome assembly. Lineage: Eukaryota; Metazoa; Rotifera; Eurotatoria; Philodinida; Philodinidae.
AUGCUUUCAACAGAAUCCAAUAGUUCCAUUGAUGGUUCUUGGAGUGAAAUUGAAGAGUAUUCUGAACCAUUAGAAAGUGAUUUUGAACGUAUAGGAAAACUUGGCGGAGGCACGUACGGUGAUGUUUUCUGUGUUCGUCAUCGUUUGACUGGUGAAAUGUUUGCUCUUAAGCAAAUUCGUGAUGAAAAUGAAGUUAAUGGAAUUCCAGCAACAGCCAUGCGUGAAGCAGCAAUUUUAAAACAGCUUAAUCAUCAGAAUAUAAUCAAAUUAUACGAUGUUUUUUUAACUGAUGAACGAUGUUACUUUUUACUGGAAUAUAUGGAUGAAGAUUUGAAACGUUAUUUAGAUAGAAAUCGGCCGUUAGAUCGACAGAUGAUUAAAAAUUUUAUGUAUCAAUUAUUUGAUGCAAUAUUUUAUUGUCAUAAACAUCGAAUUAUUCAUCGUGAUAUAAAACCUCAUAAUAUCUUAGUAAAUCAUGAACAUCAACUUAAACUAUGUGAUUUUGGUCUUGGUCGCGCGUUUAGUGUUCCAUUAAAAAGUUAUACACAUGAAAUCGUUACAUUAUGGUAUCGAGCACCUGAAGUUUUACUUGGAUCGCCAUCAUAUGGCACACCUGUUGAUAUGUGGUCGUUAGGUUGUAUAUUUGGUGAAAUGUAUCAAGGCUGGCCACUGUUUCAUGGUGAUUCUGAAAUUGAUCAAAUAUUUCAAAUAUUUAAACUAUUGGGUACACCAAGUGGAAAUGAUUGGCCAAAUGUAUUUUUAUUACCACAAUUUAAAUCAUCAUUUCCAAAAUUUAAAAUGCAAAAAACUCAAUUAAGACAAAUUGUGGACAAUGACGAAGUAGCCUAUGAUUUACUCAAACGAUUAUUAAUUUGUGAUCCUACAAUACGUAUGGCUGCUCGAUAUGCUUUAGAACAUAGCUAUUUUGCUGGAUAUGACCCUAAAAAAACAGUAUCCUCGAUAACAAACGCUAAAACCAAUCAUAUGCAAUACGAUGAAAAUAAUAAUGUUAUUUAA